Messenger RNA from Diaporthe batatas, 2768 nucleotides. RefSeq lists its product as uncharacterized. NCBI's taxonomy places the organism in Eukaryota, Fungi, Ascomycota, Sordariomycetes, Diaporthales, Diaporthaceae. Bases 57 to 2768 code for a protein of 903 amino acids. The record is from RefSeq and is a predicted model, not a curated record. The transcript has 2 exons.
GCGGCUUUCCUGACCCGACCUCCCAAUUGUUCAUCAAUGAGCCCAUCUUCAUCACCAUGGACGAAAUGCUCACGGUGGGGAAGAGGCCCAUUGCGCUCAGAGUUCGUGCAACUAUAGACAAAUGCGUGCCAAUAAUUGAAUCAUUACAACCACGUUUUGCAGAGUUUGCAGAUGUAGCCAGUCUGGUGGGAUUAGCACUCCAAGGUCUUGCACGGUAUCACUGGUGGUUUACAUCAGAGGAGCACAAAAGGCUCAUCCACGUUAUGCGCCUCGAAGACGACUACUCACGAAAUGCUACUUUGAUCGGACGAUUGGUGAGAAGGUAUUCCGCAAGUCCCGACCUCGCUCUCAGACAAAAGAAAUUUCUGAACCGGAUGUACCAUGUACUUGGCUGGUGCCUGAGGGAUGCUCUCGAGCUGUACGAGGAGUCUGAGAAGGAAUUGAUACGGGAGGGGGUCAAGAUCUAUAUGAGUGAGAGCGAAGGAUACGGCGAACAUGAAAGGCUAAACGCGUCCUUGUGGGACUUUCAGCAGAGGUUCCAUUGGAGACAGCUUGACUCGAGUAGGGGCUCCAACAAGGCCAUCAUCUACCCCCCUACUGGCUUCGACACCGGUGGAUCAUCCUUUCAGGCUAGGAAUUUCGUCGUGAAUAAUCAGAGCUCCGGAGUCCUCUCAGUUGAAGAACAAGCUACGUUGAAACAACUCCUCAACACCCUCAGCCAGCCGGAUACACCAAGGGACUUGCUCAAAGGUGAUGAGAAUGGUCCCGACGACAGCAGCGGUUACAGAUACAUCCCGCCCCCUGUUCCGCCUCCCAAAGCACCUCGAAAAGCACCUCAAAAUGAGGUCCCCGGAAUCCUGAAAAGGGGUAUGCGUGAGAAGGUGAUCAAGACUGUACACUGGCCAGAUUACAAGAAAUCCGAGGUGCCGUCCCCCAGCGCAAGUGAGAGCUCUCCGUCACCAGGUGACCAGGAAGAAAACAAUACGCGUCCAAUAGUGCCUCCUGCAGUCUCUGCGAGUACACCUGUUACGGAUCCCAGGGAUCAAAAUGGUCGUCAACCUCCAUAUCAGUUCGUGACCACUGACAGUGAGGCAUCAAGCUCAUCACCCGACGGCGAAAAUCCGGCCUCGAAACCUCCCAGGCCCCAGCUCGAUGGCGCCAGCCCCACGAGCUCCGAGUCCUCCAAAGAUAAGAAGGCCCCCGACACAGCCAAGCAAGGGCUGGAAACACCCAGCGAUGAAGUCCACUGGGAUCCCCCUGCUCAGCCUCCGUCUUCGAUCUUGUCAUCUGGGUUCUCCGACAUCCCCUGGCUAUCCUCCGACACGGACGACGAUUACGAUGAUGCUGACGACGAUUCUGAAGACGAGCCCCCCCAAUGGCACAGCAAGCACGGCUACAGAUCACCCCAGCACGUCGGGGAAAGCAGCAAGUACACCCACAGGGCCGACCAGGCCGCGGCGGCCAGCGAGCCAGACGCGGUCAGGGAACAAGUCGCGCGCCACAUCCGCGCCUACCUCGGCCCCAGCCACAACGAGUACAGCACAGCACUGGCGGCCCUGCCGGCGGAGCUGAGUGACGGGCCAGGGGCAGGGGGCGUGGUGGCCCGCCAGCGCGAGCGCGAGCGCGACACCGAGGACCAGCUCAGCCCCCUGGCGCCGUCGCUGGGGCCGGCCCUCCGCGGGCGGGCGCUCGCCGCCGCCGCAGACGUCAAGGCCACGGCCCUGCGGCACUGGUCCGGCGUGGCGGGCGCCCGGCGGCAGGAACGGAGGGACGGCCACGCGCGGCUGCGGGCGUUGCUCAGGUUCGCCGAGGAGGAGGGGAGAGGCCCCCUGUCCCCCAGCAGCAUCCGCGCCAGCACGGGGCUGCGGCGGGGCCUGUUCGAGGAGCUGGAUGAGCCUCCGGAGCCGCCGCCGAAGAGGAGGAGGACCGACGACGGUGUGGUGCGGACAUCCCCCGCCGUGGACGGGGAUGCGUCCCGCGAGCAGGCGCUCGCUGACCUCGAGGGCGUGCAGCCGCGGCUGGACCUGUCGUGGGCCGCGUUCCUGUUCAACCAGGACGCGCUGAGGUUGUUUGGCGGGCUUGUGGGCGAGCACCCGCAGCCGGGGGACCUGGAGCGGAUGGACAAGCUGCUCCGUGAGCUCGAGGUAUACAUCGCCGUGUGCAAGCACCGCCGCGGCCUGGUCGUGGGCCACCUCAGGGAGACGUGCGAGUUCCCGACCGCCGUGGGCGCGCAGCUCGGGGACCUGACGGCGGCGCUCCGGGACGCCGAGGAGGCCCAGCUGUCCGCGGCGCGCAGGGGCUUCGACUUCGUCGCGGCCCGGUCGAAGCGCGUCAUGACGUACCCGGCCGGGAAGCUGGUGAGGAGGAAGUUCGGCGGCGCCCUCGGCCCCGAGGACCGCGAGAAGCUCGAGUACCUGGGCGAGGUCGGCGAGGAGGGCGCCGGGGCGCUGCUGGUCGGGCUGGAGGCGGCCGAGGACUGGCUCGACUGGGCCCAGCAGGCGGUUGCGGACUGGAUGAGGGGCUGGAGGCCCGCGCGGGUGGAGACGGCCAUGUUGUACGUGGGCGAGGACGUUGAGGCGGAUGUUCGGCGGUAUAAGUGGGAGAUCAACCAGAAGCGGCAUGCGAUAGGCCUUGAGCCUAUCAGUGACGGGCCACUUGAUGGGGUGUACAGCAGGCAGCAGGGGCAUAUCGAAAGGCUUGAUGCACUUUGGAGGUUGACUAGUACGAGUCCAGUCGACAACCAGGCCGAUGAAGACGGGUCAGACUGA